AUGGGUACCACUAGCAUGCACCAAAGUGGUAGUAGUGGGGCGCCUACCUCUGUACUUCUUGCGGAGUUCAAUGCAGGCCGCACUCAACUGCUGCACGAGUUGGUCUGCAUCUCCUCUAUCAUCUGCGUGGUGGUACAAAUCGUCAACCACCUCAAGCCGGAGAUGCGGGGAAUCUUUGGCAAUCUCUGGACUGGGAAGGAAUUCCUCCGCGAUUUGGGAGAGCUUUACCACGAAGUCUUGUGGGAGGCAACGAUCCUCCUCUCUUCCAUCUGUGACGAGCAAGAGCAAUCCUCUUCCAUCACCACUACCACCUCCGCAACGACUGUCAGUAAAACCACGAAUACCGCCACCACUGGUAAUACUGGAACUUCCGGCAGCAGUAGUGGCUGCGGAGAUGUCUGUGGCGCCCUCCCUGAUCCCGUAGAGAAGAGCCUCUUCCCACCUUUUGUCGAGACACUAAGUAUCUUCAAGAUCAUCUCUCCACUCCGUAACAACUCAGAAACCCCAAGCGACGCACAUCACGUCCUCUACGUAUCCUCCUUCAUUAUCAACUCGGUAAACGAGUUGUGUACCACCCUGACCCGCUUCUGCCUCCUGUUUCCCCAGACCCCACGUCGUUUCAUUAUGCAGUUCUCCAAUCCCCCACCCCAGGACGCCCUAACCGCAUCUGCACGGUCAGCCAUAUUGGGGCACGUCGCCCUCUUCAUGGCGGACAGGCUGCUCUGGCAACCACCCACACCACCACCGCCACUCAGGAUGGUCGAUGCGUUACGCUACUCGGCCUUCCAGCUGAUCCAUCUCUUUCUCUUUGGGACCUCCACUAAUCGUAUGCCAAGCGUAAUAAUGCUAAAGACCUUCUCUAUGCUCGGUGGCAUUGGCUUCCUCUUUGAAUCUUUCAACGACUUCGUUGCUAAUGCAAUGGCGCUUCCAUCGGAUAAGAAAAUCGUGGGAAAGGUGAUUGAGGGUUGGCUUGCCUGUGCCGACCGUCUUACUGACGUCUCCACACUAAAAACUGAGGUUCAACGUGUCAGCGAAACCGACUUCAUUGGAUUCGACUUGGAUAAGUACUCCAACUACCUGCAUCGUCGCAUUCUUGAACCCCUCUGUCUUAUCUGUCAGCCCGGUUUUAUUGAAUAUCUAACAAACAAGGGUGUGGAGCACCUUUUGAGCAUCCUCAAGAACGUCGUGCCUGCCAUUUUUGCUCCUGCCUCGGAGGUUGCAUCAUCUCUCGUUAGCAGUGAUCAAAGCCGUACUCAAUUUUCUACUCCAACUACUUCAACUGGAGAGGGACGAGAGGAGCAGACAGGAGUGGAUACAACAGAGAUGGACACCAUUAGUGACAUUCUCUCUCCCUCCUCCAUCGGGGUCCUUGAGGAGUUGGGCUUUACCAUGGCCGAUUUUCUGAAUGCCUUCGGGAUGGAAAGCACGAUGAAUCAGAUUCGUGAUUUACUCAACAAGCGACCAUCUGCGAAGCUGCAUCCACCUCUUUCAUUCGAGGCAUCACGACAGUGGAGUGUAUUUCUCAAGGAAAAACUCUUCAACGCUUGCCUCCAAAUUGCCAAACUGCAUGACGGAGAUGAGGUGCUGCAACAGAUCGCCGAUGUGUUGCUCUCUAACAAGGACGAGUCGCACUGCGUUUUUGAGUUGGUUCGCAUCAUUACCGACGAUGCAGCCGACCAUAUUUACGCCGCUGCCCCUCUUAUACCUCCUAAAUAUCCCUCCACAGAUGUUGAGGUAGCGAUGCACCUUCUUGCUCUCUUUUUCACCCGUUGUCGCUUUGUCUGCGUCCGUGCAUUCAAUCGCCAUCGUCUGCCCAAUCUCCUCUGCCACCUCCUCACUGGGAGUCUCUGGCCUUCCGUUUCCUCCCCUUCUCGUCGAUCCAAACUCCUCACUCUUGCCGCCCUCCUGCUCGAACAAUACAUACACAUGACCGCGGCUCUACGUCUGCGUCAGCGUCACAUCAGGCUCUACGCUGAUCGCCACAGCUGGGCCUGGUUUGACCAUAUUGCAAAACAAUGGCAUGCUUAUUGCCCCGAGGAAUUCCGUCUUGCUGACCGAGCCUUUCACGACGGUGUCUAUCGCUUCACUUAUGAAGACAGGAAGACCAAUGUGGUUGAAUUCUACCCAUUAUUGUUGUCUUCCAACGAAAGAACUAGCACACGUCCCAUCGCCCUCAUGCCCAAACUACCGUCUUUCAACACAGAAUCGGAGGUACCGUCAGUUUCGGAGGUUCAACCUAACCUCACGGAUUACGAGCGUGAUAUUCUACGUGACGAAAAGGAAGUACCGUUGGAACCUCUUUCCUCCACCCAGAGAUGCGAUCUUUGCCUAGCUCUGAUUGAACAAUUUAAAGAUGGUGAACUAGACGCCAGAUGUACUGACGCCUUUCUGCGUCUCUUGCUGCGUCUUUCCGCUAGCAGUUUUGACGACGUGGAUACCCUUCUGGGUGGUGAUGUUCUCUGCAUUCUUUUCAAUUUCCCCCACGAGGCGAGGAUCGCUUUGCAGUAUUCCGCUUUUGUGGGACACCUAAUCAGACAACUUUUUGACGAUAAAGCAUCGCUGACCGCGAAUAUGCGGCAGGUCAUUGGACAGUUCUUCCGUGGCGGGUCACCUCUGCUGCAGUGGUGUUAUCGUGACCUCUUUUACACCCUCUCCGUUCUCAUCCCUCUGAUGGCAAAGAACGAAGAGGUCGCUAUGAGUCUCUUUAAGGAGCUCUCCGUAAUCGAUAUCACUGAAGAGAGCUUAAAAGACGGCAUUCCACCAAAAGCUUUCUUGCUGUCAUUGGAUCCGGCGGUGGAUGAUCCCAAGGCCUUUCCUGUGGAACUGACCGACCGACAGAAGUGCAUUAUCACCAUCCUCAUUAAUCAUAUUGUUCAGGACUCAGGAUGUUUGGACACCUCUGGAGAAGAUUCGGCGUCGACUGCAACAAACGGUGUGAACGUUGAUAUAAAGAGUGAUGUUCCUCCCGUGAAGUCUUCUUCGACACGUACUCGUCUAGCCAAAUCGGAUUAUCUGCGAUAUCUCAAUGAUCUAGUAAUGGCCUCUCGGGGCGUGGUGGAAUUCGUUGCCAAGUUCAACGUCACAGAUCACCAAACUUUCCUCAACUAUCUUCUCAACCAAGAAUUCCGUGAUUCUUUAAGCAUGGACCUGACGAUUCUCUUACUGGAGACUAUUCUCUUUUCUUCCAGUUCCGCUACGCAAAACGCGAUCAUUGUUGAAUUUAAGACCUCGCUGAAAUACCUCCUUGCCUCAGGCUCCUCUGUCCACACAAAUCUCUCCAUCUCUACCUCAAGUAGUGACGGUUUUGGCAAAAAUCAGCGGAUCAUUUCCCACAUGCGUUUCCUCGAAUACAUUCUCGCUCUUCCCUAUCCCCUUCAAGGCACUAUCAUUCGCCAUCUUUACAAACGUCAGAUUCCCGCUGAUGUGGCCAAGUUGAUCGCCAUGGUGCACUGUAAUGUAAGCAACAGUGCUGCCGCGCUGAAUGUGGUGGUGAAGGUCCUGGACGACCUCUCUAAUCUUGAUCGACAGAUCCUGCGUCGCAUUACCCAGCUGGAACAACAGUCGAAGCGCGUCUCUGCCCCGGUGGCGGAAAACCAUGUAUCCGUAGUAACCACAGUUUCGGACUCUAUGAUGCACACUGCAGCCGAGACCACUCAACCUGUGGCUUCGGCUCUCGCCCCAUCCAUCGUCGGGAUCGGUGACUCUGUUCAUUCUGCCCCAGCUGCUGCAAUGGCAACAGCAACGCCAGCUGGAAGUAGGCAACAGCAGCGGCAACCAGCUACACCGAAUCGGCAACAUGUUACGGAGGAGGGUGAUACGUGGGCAUUGGCAGAAGACGCCAGUGAAAUGGAGGAUACCACCGUGGAGGACAGUAACGCCAUUCUCAUUCUUGAUGAAGUAGUCGUCGAUCCUAGAACUGGAGGCGGUAGUGGCGGAGCUGGUAGCAGAAGUAAUGGUGAAGAUGAAGACAACACCGACGAUGCUCGACGAAUUGACGACUCUUAUGUUGAAGAAGGUGAAGACGGAGAUAGCUAUCAUGAUCUUGAAGACGGUGAGGGUGAUGAAGAUGAUGAGGAUGAUGGGGAGGAUGGAGAAGAAGAGGACGAUGACGAAGAUGACGGAGGAGAUGAUGCUGAUACGACAGAUGAAAUUGACGAAGAGGAUGAGAGAGGUCCUUUUGGUGAUCACUCCAUGGAUCAAGAGGUGGACGUUGACGAUCUGGUUGAAGCGCAAUCCACUGACAACGGCUCCUCUAAUCAGCACAACAAUAUGAUGAUCACUUUGGUAAAUGAGGUGUUCAAUGCCGUCGACAGUACAAUUGAUAGUAUUGGCGGUGGUGUCGGUGUUGGUGGAGGUAUCAGAGGCUCACAGAACCACCGACGCUUGGGUGGUGAUAUCGAACGCGGUCUGAUACUCCAUUUCACUUCAUUUGGUGGAAAUGAUGGUGUUACUAACUGGGGUUCGAGUACCCACCAUCCCAUUGUCAGUGGUGACAGGUUGUAUGACCUCUCCACUGGCUCUCGCACUAACAUUGACUUCCCUCCUCCACAGCAUGGAUCAAUUUUUCUGAAUGAUUCCCAUGUUGUUGGUGGAAGCAGCGGCGGUGGUAGCGUCAGUGGUCUUAACCACGCCAUUCGACAUCCUAUUAUAUCCCUUCCUUCGCAAAAUCCUUUCAUUCAAGUCUCUGAAGGUUCGGCUUCUGCGGGGUUGCGUUCUGUUAGUGGUGGAGUGAACGAUAACACCACGACCAUUAGCCUUCGUUCUCUUCGAGCCCACCCAUCUUCCCGACGUGAUUCCAAUGCUAUCUCCUCAGCUGUUCUCACCUUCUAUCCGCAAAGCCAUCGCAGUGGCGGCGGUGGCGGUUACGCCCGCAUCACUGGUAAUCAGACCACAACACCCAUCCUCGUUCGCACCAAUCUUGGAUCGUCAGUUCAACCAUCGACCUACCUUCAAGCAGCACAGUCUUCUCUCUUAGGUGGACAAGGAUCGAUGCAAUACAACGCGUUCGUCUAUGACAACCCCAACAGCAUGCGUUCAAACAGACGUCGUACCACACCACAGGCCACCGCCUCCGGUCUCUCCCAGCGACGUCCUGCUGAGCUGUCGGAAUUGGAGGGAGAUAAAUUGAUUUGGGAAAUGCUAACGGACUUCUGGGAAUUCCAGUGCUGCACUGUGACUGAGAGUCUAAGGCUGGCUGGCUGCAGCUUCGGUGUUACUACUGGUGUCACUGCCCCGCCCAGCUUAUUCUUCAAUACGCUUAAUACCUACCGUCAUUUUGUUGAGCUGGCGCUCAUUCUGUGUGGUCAGGAGAUCAUGGACAUGAUAAUGAUCGCGAGGCAUGAGGUUGGUGUGGUGGCAGUACGACGGAGAAAUGAAGAAUACGCUCAUCGUCUAGCAGAAUACAGACAGGAGAUGGCGCAACGGCACCAACAGGAACAGACGCGGACGGAAGCUUCGGGUAGCGAUCACGGCGCUGCUGUAGUCGACGAGUUCGUCGAAAGCGCGUCUUCGCCGUUGGAUCGGCCUGGUACCACUCCCAGACCUGAUGUCAUCGACUCUGAUAUCGACUCGAUUCACGAUGAGGGUGAAUCUGCACCGCUCUUCCCUGCUCUUCUGAACUCUCCAAACUCCCCGUCCAACCGACGAGCUACUGACGAAGGCGAGGCAACAACAGCUGUGGUAACGGAAUCAUUCACUUCUACAAGCGCAACAACUUCGGCUGUUGAAAUUGUUGAACCGCCGGCUUCGUCGACGUCUGUUGUAUCAGCUCCUGAAGCUCAAGCACAAGAAUCAACGCCACAGCUCCCUCAGAUCCGAGUUCCAGUCACGGACGAGGAGAUUAUUGCCUCCAUGGUGUCUGAGGGCAUGGAUCCUUCCUUCCUGGAUGCUCUACCUGAGGAAAUGCGACGUGAGCUGAUGACGGAACAUCAGCGCACCGUUAGACUUCGCUCUCAACUCUCCUCUAUGCAAAACACCGUGCCGGAUCACGUAGACGAGGCCUUUUUGACCAGUCUUCCACCCAACAUUCAAGAGGAAGUACUGGCUCAAGUUCGACAGACUGCCGUAGCUUCGGGUGCAGAAGCAGGCACACCAGUAGUAGCAGCUAAUGGCUCAACUGCUCAGGCGGAUGGAAGCAACAACAACAACUCCUCCUUCCUCGCCUCCCUGCCACCUGCUUUGAGGCGCGAAAUCCUUACUGACAUGGAGGACUUCCAGAUAGAUCUUCUACCCACGGAAAUGCAACAUGAGGCACGCCGACUACGUCGUCAUAUGGUGGAACAAACCGCCAGACAGGAAAGUCGUUCACAAAACCAUCGCAGCCAGAACCAAAUUCGUUCUCUCCCUAGUCGUAUUUUCCCAGCAUUCUUCGGUCCCGUUACCACUCCUGACUCUAGCGAAGCGCAGUGGCGAGUGAAUCGAAACAUUCAGGCGCGUGGCGGAAGCAAUUUGAGUCCCGCCUCAACAUUAUUCGGUCUUCAAAGUCUUUUCACUUCUACUCACACGCCACGUGGUCAAGGUGGGUCAAGGUCCCUCCUGGAUCACGAAGGACUAACCUGUAUCAUCGCACUCAUCAUCACCUGCUCCACAUCGCCUUCGCUGCGACGUAACACCUUCCCGACGAUCAAGCGCUUGUUACAAAACCUCUGCUUCCAUCAACCCACUCGUAUUUGGCUCAUUUCCACUCUAGUGCAGAUUUUGAAACAACUCUCGGAGGCACCACUUUCCCUCUCUGCUUCCGCUAUGGCACCUUCCAGCGCUAACUCCAUCUUUGGAGCGGGUUUUGAGGCUGCGUUGGGUUGUUGGGUGAGGAAUCUGCAGCCCUUGGCCAACGGGCUCUUUGUGGUGCAUCCACAGGCUGCCAACUACGUCUGUUUCAUUGUGUUGGAUGUUCUCGCGGAUUUGGCGCAGUCCUCUGCCACUCAGUUCUUCCCUCUCACCCUGGACUCCUCUGUCAUCUCGGCGGGUGACUACGAGCCUGCUGACAUAAGGACAGAUUUCUGGGAGGUCCUUACUCGCCUCUGUCGUGGCAUUGGGCCCAGUAGUAGCAGUAGCCCACGCAAAUCCCUCUCCAUCAGUCCUGCACGACUUCGUUCCACGGCAACGGCCGCACCGAAUCGCAGUCGUGGAAGUGAUUCAAUGGAUAUUACCACACCUCCAGUUGACUACUUUUCACAUCUGGUUGUCGUGGGUUCCCGAGACCUGGGUGCCUUUUCUCCAGACGAAACAGCGGUCGGGACGCAGCCUUCGACUGCCGCCUCCGCCAGUGCCGCUGCAGAGCCAGGCAGCUCAUCAACAACUGCCACGAGCCUCAUCGCUCCGCUCAGCCCCUCAGUGAUUCAGAGUCUUUGUGACUUCGUCAUGGCGCGCAAUUCUACCGAGCAAUCUCGAACCCUAGCAACCUGGCUCAUUAUCCUCAUGUCACGUGCCAACAGCAGCACGAGAGAACGCUUCUUCCAAGUCCUUGCUAUCGGAGCCGGUGAACUGGCACAAGUUAUUGAAGGACAACUCUCCGCUGUUAUCGAUGAAAUCAAUCAGCUCUCUCCAGACUCUAGGCGUCGUCGUCAUCAACGUGGAAUAGGCGGCAACAGCGCUGGAGGUGGUGGGAGUGGCGACGGACCCUCUACCAGUUCUGGAUCUGGUCUCCAGCAUUCCGCGUCCAUGACUCGCCUUCCUGACAGGUUCGGUACGCCCGGUACCUCCGUGUUUUCGGUGGAGGCGCUGUCUUCUCUUUGGAGACGUCUCAGUAUGACACUUGACUGCCUCGAGGAAACUAGCGACGCCAACACUGUUCUCCUUUUCCAACCCCUCGUGGAGUGUUUGUGUCUAGCUCACGCUAGUCCCUCGCAAACCACUUGCGUGAAUGCUUUCCACUCUCCUUUCUCCGGACUACUUCGUCGUGGAGUUAUUGGUGGGGGACUUGCUUCCUGGACAGGUAUCGAUCUGCCCAUCAGCCUGAACAGCGGCUUUUCUACGGAGGAUCAAAAUAUCAUCCUCUUUGACGGCUUCCCGGAGAUUCCCUCCACCGCGGAGACUGUCGCAGCAGCCAGUCCUCAGAUCGAUCUCACGCGUCCAAUGUCACCACCGGAUUGGACCAUGACGGACACUACGGAGAGUGCUGAAAAGGCGUCCACCUCAUGGGACGUGAACUCCCUCUCCUCUAACACCAAUCUAAUUGCGUGGUUUGCGGAGAAACAUCGAGUUGGUUUGAACCACAUUCUGCGUCACUACGUGGGCAAUAUCAGUGAGUCCGCGUUCACAGUGUUUCUGAGCCAGCCCAAGUGCCUAGACUUUGAUGUCAAGCGGCGCUUCUUCCGCCAACGCUUCCAGUCCCUGCGUGCAAGGUCGCCGCAACCGAGGUCAGAGGAAGAACCUUUGGUGGUUUCACGAGAACGCAUCUUUGAGGACACCUUCACUCGCCUGCAUUCUAGAGGUGCCGAUGUGUGGAAACACAAGUUCGUUAUUCGCUUCCAAAAUCUGGAAAGUGAAGACUACGACUUCUAUAAGGGUUUAGAAUACCUCCUCACGCAUCAUGUCUCCGAGCUGAACUAUGAGAUUACCUUCUGCACCGAGAUCAAUGAGUUUGGCAAGAAUGAGACUCGCGAUCUGGUCGAGAACGGACGCAACAUUGUGGUGACCGAGGCCAAUAAACACGAAUACGUGCGUCUGGUGUGUCAGGAGCGCAUGACCGGUGCGAUUCGGCAGCAGUUGGGCGCCUUCCUGGAGGGCUUUUAUAGCAUCAUUCCAAAGAGCCUUAUUAACAUCUUCAACGAGCAAGAGUUGGAGUUGCUUAUCUCGGGUCUGCCCAACAUCGAUAUCGAUGACCUACGCGCGAAUACCACCUAUUCAAAGUACCAGCCCACCUCGCCACAGGUGGAGUGGUUCUGGCAGGCCCUCGAGUCCUUCGAUCAAGAGGAUCGGGCGCGAUUCCUACAGUUCCUCACAGGCACUAGUCGGGUGCCUUUGGGUGGCUUCGCCAAUCUUGAAGGCAUGCAUGGACCCACGAAAUUCCAGAUCUGUCGGGCUGCUGUCUCCAGCACUAACCAUCUUCCUUCUGCACACACUUGGUCUUAUUUGCCCACAGUCUUCCAAGUCCGUUGGUACGAUGGCAAUAAACCAUAUUCCCCCGCGACCUUUCAUAUCAGCAUGAAAGUAGCCACAAUGAUGGCCUAUGGAAGGACGACAAUGCCAUCGGCAUUGUUGAAGGCGCAAACCGACAAGGAGGGGCCUAAUCCCCUUCUUUCCAAUUGA
Molecule: messenger RNA, 9249 nt
Organism: Echinococcus granulosus
Lineage: Eukaryota; Metazoa; Platyhelminthes; Cestoda; Cyclophyllidea; Taeniidae
Product: E3 ubiquitin-protein ligase HUWE1
Exons: 17
Coding region: 1-9249 (3082 amino acids)
Biological process (GO): positive regulation of protein catabolic process; proteasome-mediated ubiquitin-dependent protein catabolic process; negative regulation of apoptotic process
Molecular function (GO): ubiquitin-protein transferase activity
Source: RefSeq, a predicted model, not a curated record